GACUCGAGUCGCAGCUACUUACACGCCGCGCUCAUCGCUCCGGGCAUCAGUACGCGCCCAGUGCUCAGCCGCAGCAGAUCGUGAAUGUGAACGGACAUAUAUAUACGCAUAUAUAUAUAUAGUGUGCAUCCCGAUGUCUGGGAGAUAGGGCCGAAAAGCACACAAAUAUUUGCACAUCCCAAAGGGGGAAAAAGAGACUUCCUGUCCGAAUUAAAUUCCCCGUACACGUGCUGCAUCGUCUGUGGCCGGGAUCUGAAAGCAAAAACUCCGUCACCGACUACGUCUCCGCUUUUUGUGCUCGAACUCCAAUCAGGAGCCGUUUCGUCUAGUUUUUCCGUACUUUUUGCUCCGGUCCCACCACUUCCUCGCCAUGCAUUCGCCGGCAGCCAAAGUGUCGGGCUACGUCGUCCUGAUGAUUGUGCAAAUAAUCUUCCUGGUUCUAUUCUGGCUGUUCGUGCGUUACGAAAAGACCGCGCUGCCCCGGGCAAUCGACGCCGAAGACGCUGGAUCAGCAAACGAACACGUUUCCAAAUAUCCGCAAUUCCAGGACAUCCAGGUGAUGAUCUUCAUUGGCUUCGGCUUCCUGAUGACCUUCCUGCGGAAGUACGGAUACAGUGCCACCGGAUUCACCCUGUUCAUGGCCGCACUCGUGGUACAGUGGGCCGUCUUGAUGAAGGGAUUCCUGCACAUGGAGGGCGGCAAGAUCAGCCUCUCCCUGGAGAACAUCAUUGAUGCGGAUAUUGCCGCAGCCGUGCCCCUGAUUAGCAUGGGCGCCCUGUUGGGCAGGACCACGCCCAUCCAACUCCUGUGCAUGUCCGUCUUCGAGGUGGCUCUUUUCGCGGCCAACGAGUAUCUGGCCCUGCAUGUUUUCAGUAUCUGCGACUGUGGCGGUUCCAUCACCGUUCACGCAUUUGGCGCCUAUUUCGGACUGGCAGUGGCUCUGAUGUUGAGGCCCGCCAGCGACCAAAAUGAGGCGGGAAAGCUCGAGGGCGCCAGCUACACCUCGGACAUCUUCGCCAUGAUCGGCACCACCUUCCUGUGGGUGUACUGGCCCAGCUUCAACUCGGUGCUGGCCGAUGGAGCCGGCGGCGAGCGGGCCAUUUUGAACACGUUCCUGUCAUUAGCCGCGGCAACAGUGACCACCUUCGUCGUAUCCGCGCUUGUCAGCCACGAGAAUAAAUUGGACAUGGUGCACGUGCAGAACUCGACCCUCGCCGGCGGAGUGGCCGUGGGCACGGUGUGCAACUUGCUGCUGGGCGCCCACGGCGCUGUCUUAAUUGGCAUUAUCGCCGGCACGGUCUCGGUGCUCGGCUAUCGCUAUUUAACCCCCUGGAUGACGGCCAAUCUGAGGCUGCACGACACCUGUGGAGUGCACAACCUGCACGGAAUGCCGGCUUUGAUUUCGGCCAUUGCCUCUGCCAUUUACGCCUCGAUGGCCUCCGUGGGCGAGUACCAAUCCGAGCUGAAGGACAUUUUCCCGGCGAUGGUGGGCACCAACGGAACCGAGACCAAAAUCAUGGGCGGUCUGGGCAGGAAUGCAACUUCGCAGGCUGGAUACCAAUUGUUUGGCAUUGCUGUUACCCUGCUCAUUGCCAUCGGCGGCGGUAUUUUGACAGGGGCCGUGUUGAAGUACACCAACUUCCGGAACCUGAAGAAGGACGAACACCACCAGGACGAGCACUAUUGGGAGGUGCCGGCUGCCGAGAACAAGGAGGAAUAUUUAAAUAUGCUCGCCAAACUUUUGGAUGACGACGCCGCCAACUCGAAUUCCCAGUCUGCCGCCAACUUUAAUUGGCGCCCAUUUCUGUUGCGCAACUGGAAUGCAAUUGUCCCCGCCAACAAUUUGUAUGUGCGCGGAGCACUGCACUAGGAGCCGCUAAUUAAGUGGCCCAGGACAAAGUGCCUGGCUAAUUAGCCGACUUUUGGCCAAGACACCGCGAUCCCAUCCGAUCCGAUCCGGUCAGCUUGGCUUUCUCAGGUUUUCCCGGACAGCUUUUUUUCUGGCCAGCUCAGCCGGCGAUUAGCGCACCUGGCGCCGAAGGCCAGUAAUCGCCGGACAAAGGCGAAACCAGGAAUAAUGUCUUUCAAACGACUCCCAGUCGCUUCGGACCGGCGAUAAGCUGGCGGCCAACUACUUAAGUUGGCUUUGUCACCCCACACAGACGCACAAACAAAGCCCCAAAGGCAAACAAUUACCGGCGAAAGUUCAACAAGUUUCAAUAAAAAUUGUCAGUCAACGUCUUGGUUUUGCUGGGCUUGGGACCUAACUCAUUUACAAAGAUAAAGAUAAGCCAUUAAGAUUGUACAGAUGUCGGGAUGGUUCCCGAUUUUAGUUUCACAAGUUUAAUUUUGCCGAAAUAUAAAUAAAGCUAUCUAAAAUAUGAA
Messenger RNA from Drosophila rhopaloa, 2385 nucleotides. It is a transcript of the gene Rh50, whose product is annotated as ammonium transporter Rh type A. Gene Ontology annotation, biological process: ammonium homeostasis; ammonium transmembrane transport. The record is from RefSeq and is a predicted model, not a curated record. Gene Ontology annotation, cellular component: plasma membrane. Gene Ontology annotation, molecular function: ammonium channel activity. NCBI's taxonomy places the organism in Eukaryota, Metazoa, Arthropoda, Insecta, Diptera, Drosophilidae. Bases 371 to 1870 code for a protein of 499 amino acids. The transcript has 9 exons.